Schistosoma haematobium is the source of this 2487-nucleotide messenger RNA. RefSeq names its product Gamma-aminobutyric acid receptor-associated protein-like 2. The record is from RefSeq and is a predicted model, not a curated record. Bases 1 to 813 code for a protein of 270 amino acids. Gene Ontology annotation, biological process: autophagy of mitochondrion; autophagosome assembly; cellular response to nitrogen starvation. The transcript has 4 exons. NCBI's taxonomy places the organism in Eukaryota, Metazoa, Platyhelminthes, Trematoda, Strigeidida, Schistosomatidae. Gene Ontology annotation, molecular function: ubiquitin protein ligase binding. Gene Ontology annotation, cellular component: autophagosome membrane; autophagosome; cytosol.
AUGUUGCAACGGAUGAAAGAGGUUGUCGGCCAACGAACUUUCGAUGAUAGCCUAUUUAAACAACAUUUCUUGUCGAAACUUCCUCAACAGGUGCAAGCUGUGCUUGUCUCGUUACGCAACAACGCCUUAGACGAGCUAGCUGCAUCUGCUGACCGCAUUUUAGAAAUCACAAAAUCUACUACCGAGGUUUUUUCAGUCAAGGAAAGGCCUCAAACGACCCAGCAUGACAUAACCGAGUUAUGUCAUACACUUACACGUUAUCUUCAUUUUCGUAACGACCGUAAGCGAUCACACACCCCACGUAGAAGCACUUCACGUAAGCGAUCUGUCUCUAGACCACGAGAGACGGAUAACCCGACUGGUGCUGGUAUCAUACCCAGUAUGGGAAGUCUUCCAGAAAUCGCAGAAAACAUUGCAAUUUUCUCAACUCUAAUUCCACCGACACGGAAAACAACUCAAGAAACUUCCGAGCAGGCACGCGUGAACGAGCAAAGACAACAGGACUCCUCAAAGAUAAAGGCCAAGUACCCUAAUAGAGUUCCGGUCGUCGUGGAACGUCAUCGUCAUUCACAAAUACCCGAUAUUGACAAACAUAAGUUUCUUGUUCCGGACGAUGUUACAGUUGCUCAGUUUAUGUGGAUCAUUCGAAAACGUAUUGAUAUCUCAUCAGAAAAAGCCCUCUUUCUUUUUGUUGAGAAGAAUAUGCCGCAAACAAGUGCCACAAUAGGUCAACUGUAUCAUAACUUUCACGAUGAUGAUGGUUUUCUAUACAUAAGCUACAGUGGGGAGAAUUCUUUCGGCUCCGGUUCAUAGCUUUAUAUUUUCGAAACAAGAUAUUUUUCUGUACUUGUGAAAAUGAAUGUUUAGUUUAAUAUGAAUAUACAUAAAUUAUUUUCAGCUUACGUUUGCUAACUUUAAAUAGUUUCUUUUUUCAUCUAUCCUCCAAAGCAACAGUGUUGUUUGCCAAUUAUGUGUUUUUUAGUGAGCUUGGAAGUUUUUUCCUGUUUAUCUUCCGAUUUGUUGACCGUUCUGCCUCUUUUGUCAGAUUUAUUCAUAUAUUAUGUCGGUUUUUGGUUCAGCGGUUGUGCACAACUGUGUUGUUUAAGAAAUCUAAGCACAAUGGGCUUUGAUCCGAAUCAAUAACUAAUGUUAUUCCUGUUUUGUAUGUAAUGCUCAUUAUUAGUAUGGAGUUUCGCAUUGCUUACUGUUUUUUGUUGUGGUCCAAUAAGUGAUAUUCUAAUUAUGUUAUAUUUUUAGAUUUUCUUGUUUCUCUGUGUUCAACUGCUAUUUUUAUUCUGUGUAUAUUGUUUAUGCAUUUUAGCAAUAUUUGAUUGUAUUGUUUAAUUUUCUCACUACUAAGUUACAUAAACAGGUGAUUAUUUAUUUUAAUUUUUAUCUGUAAAUACACCUGGAUUAUACUAACUACUACUUGUUUCUCACAAUUAAUUCGAUUAAAUUAUGUUAUAUGGUUCUCAUGAAAUUAGCGGCCCUUUGAUCAAGGGGACUUUCAUCUAGUAAGUAUUAAAGGGCACACUGAAAAUUUAGCAAGUAGGCUGUUUGGUCAAGUGAGUUGACUGUUUAUAUUACGUUGACCCAAACUUCGUACAGAUCGCUUGCAUUGAAGAAAGUUGUGGGCAAACCACUUUCAGUUCAGCUUAAUACUCUACCUGUAGCACACAAACUACUGGAUUAUCCACCUAAGGGAAAGUCUUUGCUUCUGUAUUGCCGAAGAAUUUGGAUAGUCUAUAACAUGACGCUGUUUAGUGUAUGACUUUUUCAUAGACUGUCUUAAGUGGAAAAAUAAAUAACUAGUUUCACCAUGCGUGUUGAUGUUCUUUGGUAUGGGAGAAUUAAGUGACAUCUACUUAUAUUUGAAGAGUGUGCAAUAUACCCAUAAGGUCAUAUUGUUUAAAAAAAUUUAAUGAUGAAUUAAACUACCAUUUUGAUAAAUUUGAAUAGCUUAUUGAUAAGCUUCAUCUUAGCAAUCUGAGUGGUUAAUAAAAUAAACUCAACAAGUAAGAAACAUUUAAAACGAAUAGAGGAGAUCAUCGAUGUUCAUUGAGUUUUAUUGUUGGUUUAUACAAAUGAACUAGUUUUACUAAAUUAUCCUACCCAUUAAAUCGACGGCACCGCAAUACGUGUCCAGUAACAAACCCAACUUAUUCUUAGUGUACUUAAAUAAAUAUAUCGGUGUAUUAUGUUGUGAGUCAGUCAGUAACAACGUAGGACUUCGUACGUACAUACAUCAGUUCGAGUUGCCACACCACAUUAGCACAGAGAUGCAAUGGUCGACUCAAAUCCCGUAGUGGUAGAGGUAAUAAGAGUAUAAGCAGUAAUCGGGAAAAUUAGUGUUUGGAGAUGUUAUUUAAAGGGUAUAAUACAGUGAAAUAAAUUUGGGAAGAGAAAAAAAGAGACAAGGAGAUCAAAAUUUGGGAGAACACAAAGAGUGUAUGCACCUGCGCCAUUGGAAACGAUUUUGAGACAUGU